GAGGAAAGGAAGACGAUGGAGCCAGGCAGGACUCAGAUAAAGCUUGACCCCAGGUACACGGCAGAUCUUCUGGAGAUACUGAAAACCAACUACAGUGUUCCCGCCGCCUGCUUCUCUUACCCUCCCACUGCAGCCCAACUUCUGAGAGCAUUGGGUCCUGUGGAGAUUUCCCUCACGGUCAUCAUGACCUUGCUUGUCCUGGGCUCAAUCGCCAUCUUCCUGGAGGAUGCUGUCUACAUACACAGGAACACUCGCUGCCCCAUCAAGAGGAAGACUCUUCUCUGGAUGAGCUCUGCACCCACGACAGUGUCUGCAUUCUGCUGCUUUGGUCUCUGGAUCCCUCGUGCCCUCACACUUGUGGAAAUGACCAUAGCCGCGUUUUACUCAGUGUACUUUUACCUGCUGAUGCACGUCAUGGUGGAAGGCUUUGGUGGGAAGGAGGCAGUAAUGAGGACACUGAAGGACACCCCAGUGAGGAUCCAUACAGGCCCCUGCUGCUGCUGCUGCCCCUGCUGCCCCAAAAUCAUGCUCACCAGCAAGAAGCUUCAGCUCCUGAUGUUCGGCCCCGUCCAGUAUGCCUUCCUCAAGAUAACACUGAGCCUAGUGGGCCUGUUUCUCGUCCCUGAUGGCAUCUAUGACCCAUCAGACAUUUCUGAGAGGAGCACAGCUCUGUGGAUCAACACUUUCCUCGGUGUGUCCACUCUGCUGGCUCUGUGGGCCCUGGGCAUCGUUUUCCGUCAAGCCAGGCUGCACCUGGGCGAGCAGAACAUGGGAGCCAAAUUCUAUCUCUUCCAGGCGCUCCUUAUUCUGUCUGCCGUGCAGCCAGCCAUUUUCUCAGUCUUGGCCAACGGUGGGCAGAUUGCUUGUUCGCCGCCCUUUUCCUCUAAAAUCAGGUCUCAAGUGAUGAACUGCCAUCUCCUCAUCCUGGAGUCCUUUCUGAUAACUGUGCUGAUACGAAUGUACUACCGAAGGAAAGACAGCAAGGUUGGGUAUGAACCUUUCUCUUCUCCAGAUCUGGAUUCAAACGUCAAAGCCUGAGGUGGAUGACUUGGACAAUCAAAGAGACACUGUACUCAUUAGAUGGGCACAAGAUUUCUUUACUGACCCCCAACCUUGACCAAAUGGGGGUGGUUUCCAUUGUCAGCACAAGCUGGCAGAUCAUGUACACUUGACUAUAGAGACAAAUGUGAACUAUGCGAUAGGAUGAAAUUGUUUUGGAUCUGGCCUGAGGAAGGUAUUUUAAGUUUUAUAAUAAACAGGAUGGAGUUUGAUAUUCUA
This is a messenger RNA of Vicugna pacos (alpaca), 1278 nucleotides long. RefSeq names its product solute carrier family 51 member A (gene SLC51A). Lineage: Eukaryota; Metazoa; Chordata; Mammalia; Artiodactyla; Camelidae. The record is from RefSeq and is a predicted model, not a curated record.